AUGAGCAACAUAUCAACGACCACAACUGACCCACUUGUACUUAAUUUAAAUACUGCUCGCGCUGGUAUUCAGCGCUAUGGACAAUCCACUCUCUUUGCGAUUGGAAUGCUUGGUGGUAUUCUGAAUAUUCUCAUUUUUCUUCGACCAUCAAUGAGACAAAACUCAUGUGCUAUCUACUUUCAUGCGAGUUCAUGGGCGAAUAUAUUUUGUUUAUGUUGGGGUGUCUUGGCGAGUAUGCUGGCUUUCAUGACGAACAAUAAUCCUGCUUCGUACAAUGUUUUCUAUUGUAAAUUUCGUUUCUAUAUGAUCAAUUUCGCUCAAUUCGCAAGUCGCGCAUUCAUAAUUCUUGCAUGUUUAGACCGCUUCUUUCUUUGCUCAGCAUCAGUUCGUCAUCGACAACUAUGUCGGGCAAGAGUUGCAAAGAAAGUAGUCGUGUUGGUGACGUUUAUAAGUGGGUGUCUUGCGAUAUAUGUGUUAAUUACAUAUGCACCUACAAAGGGACCUCUCCCAUGUAUGGCGACGACACUAGGUGCCCGUAUAUAUGAAACGACGAGUUUUUGGUUAUUUACAUUCGUAAUUCCAGUUCUAUCAAUGAGUACGCUGAGUUGGUUGACCAUAAAGCGUUUGAAACAAAAUGCCAAACGAGUGGGACGCGAGAAAAUAACUAUUGCUGGCAAAGAUAUGCAACUGACUGGAAUGCUUGUUGCCCAAGUUUUUCUUUAUUUCUUAACAAAUCUACCGUAUGUGUCUUACGUUUUGUAUGGAGCAUUAACUGAAAACGUGCCAACAUCGAGCAAAUCACAACUUCGAAUAUCUGUAGAGUCGUUUCUCAAUACACUUUUGGCAAGUUUCUUUUACUACUGCUACAACGGAUGGUCAUUUUUGGUAUAUACUUUGACGGCACCGAGUUUUCGUCGGGAACUAAUUUUUGUUCUACUUCCUCGGUACUGGAAACGAGGAACUCAACGAAACACACGACACACAACCUAUCACUCCAACCGUAUCGUGCCAACGAAUAUCUAG
Messenger RNA from Adineta ricciae, 1023 nucleotides. The record is from the annotation of a GenBank genome assembly. NCBI's taxonomy places the organism in Eukaryota, Metazoa, Rotifera, Eurotatoria, Adinetida, Adinetidae.